Molecule: messenger RNA, 5141 nt
Organism: Zonotrichia leucophrys gambelii
Lineage: Eukaryota; Metazoa; Chordata; Aves; Passeriformes; Passerellidae
Gene: EMILIN1
Product: elastin microfibril interfacer 1
Exons: 8
Coding region: 2268-5141 (957 amino acids)
Molecular function (GO): protein binding
Source: RefSeq, a predicted model, not a curated record
CGUCCAGCCCCUCCCCGUCGCGGUGACGUCACUGCCUCGCCCCGCCCCCUGGCGGCCGCCGCCGGCUCCGUCUCCAUACAAGGCGCGGCGCGAGGGCGGGGCGGGGCCGGGCGGCCCCGGGGCGGCCGCGGCUAAUUAGCGCUAAUGAGCCUAAUGACAGCUCUCUGCAGCUGCUGACAGCGGGCGGGGCCGCAGCGGGACGGGCUGCGCUGGGCUGUGCAGAGACAUAGCGGGGCAUACUCGGAGCUGCUGGGCUGUACUGGGAGCUGCUGAGCCGUACUGGGCUGUACCCGGCUGUGCUGGGCUGCACUGGGCUGUACUGGGCUGUACUGAGAGCUACUCAACUGUACAGGGAGCUGCUGGGCUGUACUGGGAGCUGCUGGGCCGUACUGGGCUGUACCCGGCUGUGCAGGGCUGUAUUGGGAGCUACUGAACUGUACUGGGAGCUGCUGGGCUGUACUGGGCUGUACUGGGAGCUGCUGGGCUGUACUGGGAGCUGCUGAACUGUACUGGGAGCUGCUGGGCUGUACUGGGCUGUACUGGGAGCUGCUGGGCUGUACCGGGCUGUGCUGGGCUGUACUGGGAGCUGCUGAACUGUACUGAGAGCUGCUGGGCUGUACUGGGCUGUACUGGGAGCUGCUGGGCUGUACCCGGCUGUGCUGGGCUGUACUGGGAGCUACUGAACUGUACUGGGCUGUACUGGGAGCUGCUGGGCUGUGCUGGGCUGUACUGGGAGCUGCUGGGCUGUACUGGGCUGUACUGGGCUGUGCUGGGCUGUACUGGGAGCUGCUGAGCUGUACUGGGAGCCGCUGGGCUGUGCUGGGCUAUACUGGGAGCUGCUGGGCCAUACUGGGCUAUACCAGGCCGUACUGGAGGCACGCCGGGCCACACGGAGCCGGGGUUUGCUGCGAUGUGUGGGUUUGCUGCAAUGUGUGGGUCACACUGCGAUGUGUGGGUCACACUGCGAUGUGUGGGUCACACUGCAAUGUGUGGGUCGCACUGCGAUGUGUGGGUCGCACUGCGGUGGCCUGCGGUGCCUCGGCAGCCCAUCGUGUUGAUGGUCCUCCCUCGAGGGGUCCCAGCAGCGAGACCCCCGGGGCCCUGCCCGCACCCUGGGCCCGUCCCUGUGCCCCCCAUGCUCGGCCGUGGAGCCCCAGCGCGGUCUGGAGUCCCCUGGGGCACGGCCAAGACACGGCCCCCGCAGCCCCCCAUGGCCCCCCAUGUCCCCCCACGGCCCCAGAGCCCGGAGGCGGUGCCACCGUCCCCCUCGGGCCCAGGCACGGCUGGCCCCCGGCCAGGCCCGGCCCGGGCCCCUCAGCCCCGGUGUGUCCCUCCCUCCCCCGCGGUCCCUCCCCCUCCAGCUGCCGCCAGCUGUUUGUGCUUAACCCUCGCUCCCCGCGGGCGGGGGGUUCCCGCGCCUGACGUCACCGCGGGGCCGCCGCCAAGACGUGAUGUCACCGUGCGGCCGUGACGUCACCGCGAGGGCCGGGGAAGCCAUGGCAUCAUCACCGUGGGCUCGGGGCCACGGCGGCCCGGGGUGGCCGCGGUGUGACGGCUGCCGUGCCGGUGUCCCCGGUGUCUCCGGUGUCCCCAGCACGGUGUCCCCGGGGGUGCGGCCGGGGGCGCGGGGCAGCCCCGGGCUCGGUGCUGGCACCGGGACGUGUCCCCUGGCACGGGCUCACGGGCACGCGGGGACGUGGCACUGCAGGCUGCGGUGCCGGUGCCGGGACCUGUGGCCGCUGUGCCCAGCGCGGGCCGAGCACCGAGGCCACCGGCGGUCGGCGGUUCUCGGGGCACGGUGCGAAGCCGGUGGCGGAGCCGGUGCCGGCGGCGGCCGCGGGGCACGGAUGGCCUCGGCGGGCCGGUGCAGCAGCGGUAGCCGCGGCCGCCUCGCUGGCCGCCCGCGCCCUGGCCCCCUGCCCGGCCUCCCUGGCUGCCCCGGCCCCGGGCCGGCCUAACGAGGAGCAGAUGUGGCGGCGGGGCCGGCGGGGCCGCGGUGCCCGGCGCGGCUGGGGCGGGGGCGCGGCGGGCAGGAAGCGGGGGGCCCCGGGGACCCCGGCGGCGGGCAGCGGCUCUGGGCGGCUCUGGUGGCGAGGGGCUGGCCGAGGGACGGCCGGGGGGAGGGCAGAGCCGAGCCGAGCCGUGCCGAGCCGCCCAGAGCCGCGGAGCCGCGACGGGACGCCGCAUGCGGUGCUGAGGCGCGCCGGCCCGGGCUGAGCGAGCCGAGCGGAGCCGCCCCAGCCCAGCCCAGCCCAGCCCAGCCCAGCAUGGCACCGUGGCUCUGGCCGUGCCUCCUGGCCGCGCAGGCCCUGGCCGCCAACUUCCCCCCCCGGUACAGCCUCUACACCGGCGGGGCCGCCCCGCUCGCCCCCGGCCCGGCCGCGGCCCACAGCGGUGCCCGGGCCGCCAGCCGGCACAGGAACUGGUGUGCCUACGUGGUGACCCGCAGCGUGAGCUGUGUGGUGGAGGAUGGCGUCGAGAGCUUCAUCAAGCCGGACUAUCAGCCCUGCCCCUGGGGGCAGCUCCAGUGCCCCCGAGUCCUGGCGUACCGCAGCUUCCUCCGGCCCCGCUACAAGGUGUCGCAGCGCACGGUGACGGAGCUGGCCUGGCGCUGCUGCCAGGGCUACUCGGGGCCGGACUGCAGCGAGGGCCCCGCUCCAGCGGCCCCCCAGCCCACCGGCCGCCCCCCGGCCCGCCCCGGCCGCCCCACGCUCUCCGGCUUCGGCAACCCCCUCAGCGGCCUGGGGGGCGAAGGCGGCGGAGACACGGAGAAGGUGCGGCGGCUGGAGGAGCAGGUGCGGCGGCUGAGCGAGCAGCUGGAGGAGCUGCGGGCCGGGCAGGAGCCGCCGCGGGCGGCCGUGGAGGGGCAGCCCGGCGGGCAGCAGGUGGCGGACGCGGAGAGGUCCGAGGUGCGGGAGGCGCUGAGCCACCUGCAGCGGCGCCUGGAGGAGCUGGAGAGCCGCCUGCAGCGCGCCGAGGGCGGCCGGGACGGCGCGGGGGCUCCGGGGGCCGCGGGCACGGCGGCGCUGGACGAGCUGGAGCAGCGGCUGCAGGAGCUGUGCGCCGCCUGCACCACCGGCACCGAGGGGCUGCGGCGGCAGGCGGCCGAGCACCGGGAGCGGAUGCGGGCGCUGGAGAAGCUGGUGGAGUCGGUGGACCAGCGCAACAGGGACGCGGUGGAGUCGGUGCAGAGGCACAUCAGCAGCCUGAGCAGCCGCCUGGCCCCCGCGCCGGCCGCGCCCCCGGCCCCGGACGUGCUCCGCCGCCUGGCCGAGCUGGAGCGGCGGCUGGCGGGGCUGCCGGUGCCGGCGGCGGGCCCGGGGCAGGGGCAGGGCCCGGUGCUGGCGCGGCGGCUGGCCGAGCUGGAGGGGCGGCUGAACGCCUCCCGCGCCGGCCCGUGGCCCUCCGAGCCCGAGGGGCGGCCGGCCGGGCUGCCGGGGCGCCUGGCCAACCUCAGCCGGGCCGUGGAGGGGCUGGCGGCCAGCGGGGCGCAGCGCGGAGCGCGCCUGGAGCAGCUCGAGGCGCUGCUGGCCCGCUGCGGGCCCCCGUGCCCGGCCGGGGACACCGAGGAGCUCUGGGAGGACGGGCUGGCCGGGACCCUGGGCGGGCUGCGGGGGCAGGCGCUGGCCGAGGCGCUGGAGCGGCUCCGCAACCGGACGGGACGGCUGGAGGCGGCUCUGGAGGAGCUGAGCGCCGAGCCCUGCGCCCGGCCCUGCGCCCCGCCGCUCCCCCGGCAGCCGGAGCCGCUCCCGCCCGGCCCCGCCGAGCCCGAGGAGGAGCCGGAGGCGCCGCUCGACGGUUUCGGCGUCUUCGGGGGCCCGUCCCCGUCGGAGCUGCGGGUGCUGCGCGGGGAGCUGGCGGCGGCGCUGGCGGCCCUGAGCGGCCUCAACGCCACGGUGGAGGGGCUGCAGGACGAGCUGGACGAGCAGGACGCGCGGCAGCGGCAGCUGAGCGCCGCCACCGACCGCGUGGUGGCCGAGCUGGACCGGGCGGCGGCGGCGGCGGCGGCGCGGCAGGCGGAGAGCGAGGAGCGGCUGGAGGCGCUGGCGCGGGAGCUGGCGCGGGCCGGGGGCUGCCCCGCGGGGCUGGAGCCGCGCGUGGCCAAGCUCGAGGGGGUCUGCGAGCAGCUGGAGGCCGUGGCCGGGGGGCUGCGCGGCCUCCGCGAGGGGCUGGGCCGGCACGUGGCGGGGCUCUGGGGCGCCGUGCGGGAGCUGAACGCCACGGCCCGCGGCCACGCCGCCCUGCUGGACAAGGCGCUGGAGCUGCCGGCCCGGCUGGGCGCGCUCAACGCCAGCCUGGGCCACCUGCGCGGGGAGCUGCAGCGCCUGGCGCGGCUGGAGAGACACGGCCCCCCUGGCCCCCCUGGACCUGCAGGCCCCAUGGGUGAGAUGGGCCCUCCUGGCCCCUCUGGGCCCCCUGGCAAGGAUGGAGAGCAGGGUCCCGUGGGCCCCCCCGGGCUGCCCGGAGAGAGAGGCCCGGUCGGGGAGCCGGGCUCGGUGCCCCGCGUCGCCUUCUCGGCCGCGCUGAGCACGCAGCGCACGGAGCCGGGCACCGUCCCCUUCGACCACGUGCUGCUCAACGACGGCGGCGCCUACGACCCCGAGACGGGGGCUGUGGGCUGCAGUCGCGGUGCAGAUGCGUGUGUGGGAGCCGCCCGGGGCUCUGUGGGGUGUCUGCUGGGGUCCCCCCCGGCCUUGGGGCUGCGGUCUGGGGAGUGCACACCGGCGUGGACCACCCCGUGUCCUCCCGGGCACGUUGCCGGUGCCGGUGCCCCGCCGACCUUGGUGGCCCCGGCUCGGGGCACCGGCGAGCGCUGGGCGACUCCCGCUCCGGUCCUCAUCCCCGUCCUGACCCGGCCGCUUCACCCGGCCGUGGGGGAGCCUGGUGAGCGCCGGGCCCGGGCCCGGGGCGGCGCUGGGCCGUGCAGUCCGCUGGGACGCUCGCCGCCUGGCUCGGGGUUCAGCCCGAGGCUGGAGAAGGCCGUGGGGCGGGGCCCGGCCGGCCCGGCGUGUCAGCCCGCGCCGCUGGCCGCGGGCGAGACGCUCUGCGUGGACCUGGUGUCGGGGCGCCUGGCGCACGCCCCCGACGAGCCGCUCACGGCCUUCAGCGCCGCGCUGCUCUACGGCCCCGAGGAGCCCUAG